AUGGCUCAGACUACAUGUGAGCUUCUUUGGCUACAACAGCUGCUCACUUUCUUGAAGAUUGAGGUUUGCUUUUCUGCCAAGCUUUUCUGUGACAAUAAAUCUGCCAUAUACAUUGCCACGAAUCCCGUGUUCCAUGAACGGACGAAGCAUGUGGAGAUUGACUGUCACACUGUGCGUGAUCAAGUGAAGAAUGGCUUCUUGAAAUUGAUGUCUGUCGCGAGUGAGAACCAACACGCUGAUAUACUUACGAAGCCACUUCAGCCUGGUCCAUUCUUUUCCCUCCUUAAUUGUAUGUCUAUGUCAAGCCUAUUCUCAUCUCAACGUGGUUCUGAGACAUCGGCUUGA
Microthlaspi erraticum is the source of this 345-nucleotide messenger RNA. Lineage: Eukaryota; Viridiplantae; Streptophyta; Magnoliopsida; Brassicales; Brassicaceae. The record is from the annotation of a GenBank genome assembly.